AUGCUAGAACUCCAUAUCUGGGGUCCCUCCUUCACCCUGCCCUCAAUUUCCCCUCAAUCGCUCUCCACAAUCGCCUAUCUAAGGUUGACCCAACCGCCCACCACCUGGACCCUGAUCCCCAGCAGCAACCCCCUCCUCUCCCCGAGCCGCGAGUUGCCAGCGCUGCGCGAUGGUGCAACCUGGGUUUCUGGCUUCCGUGGGGUAAUAGAGUACCUCUACUGCAAAAACGACUCGGGUUUAGACGAUGCACUGGACGGAGCGCAGAGGGCAGAGGCGUUUGCGUUCGGAAGGUACAUUGAGAGCGAAGGCGGGAGGCUCCUGGACCUAUCAAUGUAUCUGACCGACGGGAACUUUGAUGUCCUGAGAGGAGUGUUUGCCAAAUUACUGCCCGUGCCCGCGAGGUAUUACUUUCCCGGGGUUUUACGGCGGGAGGCGAGGAGGAGAUGCGAUGGUUUGAUUCCUGUCACUUCCUCUGCGAGUGCUUCAGGUGCUGCUAAGCCGCUUCCCCAACCUACGGCAAUGACGGCUACGGCUUUACCCGGGGCCAAGGAGCAGAUUUCGGCGAAGGGCGCGGCAGAGAGGAUCAAGCAGGUAGCGGUUGCAACGGGCUUUCUCCAGACAAUUCAAUCCCUCCUAGGCGAGGGGAGGUUCAUUUUCGGUGACAAACCGAGUUCACUAGAUUGUCUAGCCGUUGGGUACCUAUCGCUCGGGCUAUAUGCGGAAUUACCGAAUGGGUGGUUGAGAGAGGAGAUGGUUGCUCGACAUGGCAGAUUAUGUAGCUAUGUCAAUGAGGUUCGGGGGCGGAUGCUCGGUGAUGGUGUUGAUGUUACGGCGGUAAUGUCUGGACAAGCGACGAUGACAACGCCGUCCGGGAAACUUGCGGGGGGGGGAUUACCAUGGGAGACAGUUGAGCGCAAAGACGUACCCUGGGUUACGGGGCUUUUGCUCAAUAGAGCGAUGGAAAUCGUUGGAAUUACUUGUACGGAAAGAUAUGGAGAUGGGGGAGACAGGGAGGAGAAGACGGAGCAGAUGGAAGGGCGCAGGAUAGAAGCGAGGAGGUUGCAGAGGUGGGAGACUGCGAGGAACGUGGCUGCGGUGGUUGGAUGUGUUGGCGCGUUUAUCGGGUAUUGUGUGUGGAGCGGGUCGAUUGCGAUGGAGUUUGGUGGGAAGGGGAAAUAUGAAGUCGCUGGAGGCAUGGGUGGGGGUGAGGGCGAUGAUGAUGUUGAGAACAAGAUGGGAUUAUUGGAGGGGUUCGGAUCUGCCGAGUCUAUCCUGGGCCUUGGUGGCAGAGGAACAUUCGGCCCCAGAGGAGAGGACGGGAGAGAUGAGGUUAUCGAGUAG
Molecule: messenger RNA, 1341 nt
Organism: Tuber aestivum (summer truffle)
Lineage: Eukaryota; Fungi; Ascomycota; Pezizomycetes; Pezizales; Tuberaceae
Source: the annotation of a GenBank genome assembly